GAGAUGUACACGUAUGCCUGAAACAAAGCGGAAGUAAUAUCAAUUGAGGAAGACUGACGGCUUGAACUUGUCCUGUUGAGCAGGAAAACAACGCUAUAACUUAUAUUCAGUUAGUUGUUUUUGUUAAAAGGGAGGGUGCCUUACAGUAUUGGACCUUGUGCCUUCCUUCAACCCUCAGAAAGGAUGCAGCCUAGCGUGGCAGGGGGCCUCCAGGAGUCCCCACAAGGCCAAGGGGAGCGAGGUGAACUCUCCCAGCUUCCCUCAAGAGAUGCAGCCACUGCAGAGACAUCUGAGCCUGGAUGCGCACGACCAGUAACCUUUGACCUGCUCAAUAUGGUGGUCUCCUACAAGAGGAUUGCAAUCUACCUGGAGCCUAUGAAAGAUGGUGUGGAGGUGGUGCGUUAUCUGCUGGGAUGGAAGAUGCCUGUCUUCUCCUUACUCUGCUGCAUCCUGCUCAACAUCCUCUUCAUCAGUCUCAGUGAAGUGGCCUGGUUCUCCCUCUGUCUCAUGGGAGUGUCCACCCCGGCCGCGCUGGGCUACAUCGGGGAGCGGUGUCAGGGCGUCACCAGUGACACGGACCUUCAGAGGAAGAAGCUCCACGCUGUCCAGCGCAGAGACCUGCAGACGGUCCACCUUACCAAGCAGGAAGCCAUGCUAGAGGUCAAAGGCCUGUUGAAGCAGCUAGAUGACCUCUUCACCCAGGCCUGUGUGUCUGCUGAGUCUGUGUACAAGGUGCUGUACUGGGAGAGCCACGCCGUCUCCUCCAUGUUCUACGGUGCUCUGCUGAUCACUGUCUCUCUACUGUACAUCGCCCCAGUGGGCUGGGUCCUGGCGUUUGUCAUCAACAUCCUCUUCCUGUGGAAUAGAGAGUUCUACAGAGCCCUGCUGGAUGUGAAGACCCUGCUGAGCCCAACUCAAAGUCUGUCAGAGGAGGAGGAGGCCGAGAUCCGAGACGCAGAGACCACUAGCUUAGCAGAACAGACCCCAACCCCCACCAGCCUGGAGCGCUAUAAAACACACAGGAGUCACACUCACAUCAAACAAAACAGACACCUGGGCUCCCAGCACUUGUUGGACCUUUCUCCGGGCAGCAUUGAGGAGGCAGAAGAGGCCGAGCCUGAUGAUGAGUUUAAAGACGCCAUUGAGUCCGCUCUCUUUACCAUCUCACUGCCUAAGGAGCAUCAGACGUCCGUGCUGCCGGAGACCCCCCUGGCUCUAGUGGAUGAUGAUGAGGUACCGUUAGGCACUCCAGACUACGACUCCCUGUCAGAAAACGGUCUGUUGAGCAGAAAUGAGCCCAUUCGCAGCAAGGUGUCCAAACUCACGGAGAAACUACGCAAACGCUACCCCACCCAACCUGCAGGAAAUUGCUCAUAUUGCAACGCCGUGUUUUCAGUGUUGAAAAAGCGGAAAAGCUGCAGUAACUGUGGCAACUGCUUCUGCUCACGAUGCUGCUCCUACAAGGUGCUCAAGUCCAGCAUGGGAGCCACAGCGCCAGAAGCCCAGAGAGAGACGGUCUUUGUGUGUGCUGCAUGUAACAUGUCCCUGAGCAAGAAGGAAUGACGGCCUCGUUUCCUACCUCCCAUUAUUCCCACCGUUUACCUCCCUUGUGGAAGCAUGGCGUCGGCCCAGGACUGUUAGGAUGAGGCUGAGGGGGUGUGUGUGUCUCAGAACACAUCCCCAUGAUCUUCAUCCUCCAUGCUGUUGAGGGUGUGUGUGUGUUUCCCUCAGAACACAUCCCCAUGAUCUUCAUCUUCCAUGCUGUUGAGGCCGGCGGUGAGAGGGCGCAGGAGUCCCCGGCAUCCUCACUACUGUAUAGUGACCACACUGUCAUUUUAGACUAGAGCUCCAUCUCUGCUGUGGCCUCUGUCCCUCAUAUCUGUGCUUAUGUUGAAGCGGAUCCCAAGCGUAGCAGGUGUGCGUGGAGAACUCUGAUCGUUAGAGCAGUUGUGAUUAUGACCAGAGCUGCUGUGGCAUCUGCCAGCUGGGUUUAGCUUAAAGAUUUGCCCUACCACUGACCCCCCCUGUGUUAAUCACCAUAAGGGGAUGUCAAGUCUCUUCCCAUCAUGAAAUAGGAGCUGUUUUGCUUGUGUGCUAUAGAUAAUACGUGUGUCUUUGAAACACUGGAGGAUUAGGAGGAAAGGGGGCAGAUUUGUGUUGUUGCAUUUCUAUACCCUCGGCCAGCUUCUCCUUCCGGAGACAGAAGUGAUAUCCACCCAAAUAUGUUCUAAAGUUCCCUUUACGUUCAGUAGCUAACCUCACAGACUUCACUUGGGCAAAAGGUUUCGGUGGGUAGGUUGUGGUGGGAUGAGUAAUUUAUUCAAAUGUUCACCCACAGCCAUGGUUCAGGUGGAUGACAUUUGUCAGUUUUAUCUGCCAGGCCUGUUGGAGUUCAUUAGCACGGUUACAUUUGGUAGCAUUUAGGCACGGUUACAAGAAGUGAUUUUUCUUUUCUUUUUUUCAUUCUUUCAAAAAGGAAACAGCUAUUGGUUGAAAGAGACAAGCUCCAGUAAUUUAAUUUAAUAAUUUGUAAGAGACUCUGGACAGCUUUCUGAAGGGAUCUUUUCCUCCACCCACUUGCUCAGCAGAGAUUUUCCCGAGCUGCCGGAUGUAUGGAUUUUACCACUGUUAACAAAUCCGCGAAUAAGCGAAUGUAUUUAACUUUUUGCAGGCCCUCUGUACCUAGCCUACAAUCAGUUCUACUGUUACGUUAUUUUACUGUAUUUUAAAUGUUUGUCAUAUUUAAUUAAGAUUUUAGAAAUCUACAGCAUAUGCUUAGCAGUUGCGGUUUUAUCUUCUGUUGUGACAUUGCACUAAUAAAUACACUGUGCUUAAUGUU
Clupea harengus (Atlantic herring) is the source of this 2839-nucleotide messenger RNA. It is a transcript of the gene zfyve27, whose product is annotated as zinc finger, FYVE domain containing 27. Gene Ontology annotation, cellular component: growth cone membrane; endoplasmic reticulum tubular network. Gene Ontology annotation, biological process: vesicle-mediated transport; neuron projection development; protein localization to plasma membrane. The record is from RefSeq and is a predicted model, not a curated record. Gene Ontology annotation, molecular function: metal ion binding. NCBI's taxonomy places the organism in Eukaryota, Metazoa, Chordata, Actinopteri, Clupeiformes, Clupeidae.